Messenger RNA from Botrytis cinerea B05.10, 3221 nucleotides. RefSeq lists its product as hypothetical. The record is from RefSeq and is a predicted model, not a curated record. NCBI's taxonomy places the organism in Eukaryota, Fungi, Ascomycota, Leotiomycetes, Helotiales, Sclerotiniaceae. The transcript has a single exon. The coding region runs from base 502 to 2487 and encodes 661 amino acids.
CCCCCCAAAUAUUUGAUUGCUGUCAAUUUCAUUUCAUUUAUUUAAUCGCAUUAAUCGCAUUAGAGCCGUCUAAUCCACUAUGCUUAACUCAAUGAAGAUAGAUACAAUCUAUCGGAUUGCUGUACGAACGAUGAAAAUCUUCCAGAAGGUACGGAGUAGACCCAUCAUCAAGACUGUUAAUAUAUAUCGUAGAAUGAAGUCUGAACAUUUCCUCUAUCCAUCUUCACCAACUAACACGGGCGACGUCCUACAUAAAAUACAUCAUCUCAUGUCCCAGUCGGAAAACGUUAGGAUUCAGCCCCGAUUGUAAGCAGGCUCGCAGGAUGGUCAGCCUCAAUCAAUCAAUUUACGGCAAAGCGCCACCACGCUGAUAGCUUCCCGUCUUGUAUUCUCUGAGUCCGCCUCACUCUCAAUCAAUAUGGACAACCUCAAUCACAACCACGCAUGUGCACAACACCAUCGACUGUUUAAUUGCAUCUUGGCAGCAGGGAAAAUGACAGGAUGGAUGCUUCCAUGUACAGGUCUUUGACGAUUGAUGAAUACCAAAUACGAGUCGUACAUCUCCUCCCAAAGUCUCGCACUGAAUCAGAUCGGACCUUAAACAUCCACAUUGAAUGCGAAUUGAGAUGUGUGAGUUUUACUGGCAAGCCUCGUUAUGAAGCGUUGUCGUAUCAAUGGGGUUCACUACGCGAUCGCCGGAUGAUCUUUAUUAAUGGGCAGAAAUGUCUAGUUCAAGCCAAUCUUUGGUCCGCGCUCAAUCAAUUAAGGAACGAACAUACAGAACGGAUCCUUUGGGUGGACGCACUCUGUAUCAAUCAAUAUGAUACAUUUGAGCGAAAUCAUCAAGUGGGGCAGAUGAGCAAAAUUUAUGAGCAGGCGACAAGAGUGAUUUGCUGGAUAGGUGUUGAUGAAGGGGCAGAAUUCCCUUCCGCUCACAAUAUCGAUUCGACGGAAUUCGUUCCAUCCAUUGCGAUCAGGACUCUCCAAGCUCUCAGUCGAUCUGGUAGACGAUCAGACCAAAAACUACCUACCACGGGACUGCCCUAUUCGCUUUUGCCGUCAAGCCCAAGUCGCUCCCUGGAAUCAUUAUGUCGAUUGUUCUAUCGCCCAUACUGGAAACGACUUUGGAUCGUCCAAGAGUUGACUCUGGCCAAAGAAAUAUUGGUUCAGUGCGGCGAAUGUGACUUUGAAUGGAGAGAUCUCGCUCGAUGUUGUGAUAAUCUAGAACAAAUCUCUGAACAUUGGCUGACUAUUCGGGACAAGAAAGUAUACAGAUUGGUCUGUAAGAUCAAGGAUAGUAUCCCAUGCCGGCUACACCGACAAAGGAAGGAGAGACAAACGUAUGGCGAGCAAGCACACCCACUUCUUGAGCUUCUCUUCACAUACAGCGAAGCACAAUGUGAAGAUAUUCGUGACAAAGUCUUCGGACUACAUAGUCUUGCCCAUGACUGCUGUAAACGAGAAAUACCGGUCGAUUAUGGGAUCUCGAUUCUCGAGAUAUGCUCAAGGGUUCUGAACCAUCAUUUCUCCGAACAUCAAUCACCACUAUUUUACACAGCUAGACAUACGACCGCGGCGCUGCAUAGGCUUCUACAGGCACCAAAACCAGAUGAAUAUUUGCAGCGGAAAAUGCUAAAUUCUACAGCCAAGGCUACACUGAAAUUCAAUGGUACUCUAGAAGGUACCGUCUCAUGGUUGAGUCCCGCAUCUGACGAUCUACCACUUACAGAAUGGGUCCUACCUCACCAAGGCCACGAAACGAUGAUCGCGGAAGUCACUCAAAUCCACGAAAAAAUGAACGAAUUCGGAUUCACCAAGAAUCUAGACACAUACCAGCUCUCCCACAUCGGACAUGCGAAAUACAGCCGCGCAAUUCCAAAAGGUAAUUCGUACAUCGAACUCGACUCGUCCAUCCCAAAAAACGUGUCCAGCCAAAACGAAAGACCCCCUUCUUCCAGCUCCUCCAACCUCGGAAACAAACUCUUAGGGUUCGCCAGGAGCAAAAUACAUCAAGCUCUCAAGUGGCGCGAUCUCGAUAUCAUGUUUCGGAAAGGUCUUGAUCGGACUCCAAUUAUCGGAGGAAGGCCGAGUAAAAAUCGCGUGCGCAUAUCUAUCUCUAGUGAAAAUUUACUGCAUUAUGUACCGGAUAACGCAACCACGGGUGAUCUGAUGUGUCAAAUUGACGAUAGUGAUACGAUACUAAUAUUGAGAUGGGAUGCUAGUGGAACGGAAGGAAAUGGUAGGUAUGCGGUUGUGGGAAGGACAAGCGAGGUACCGCACGCGGGGAGGCGGGAACAGGAAAUCUCAAGGUACGCAGCGAGGGAAAGAGUGAGAGUUUGGUUGGAUGCUCCGACGUUGCAAUUGUUUGAGUUGGGAGGAGGGGCUAGUUCUUUGAGAGUCUUCCUUUUGGAAUGGCACCUGAGACAUUGGAUUUCUCGUUGGUAUUUAAGGGAUCCGGCGUGGACAUGUAGGGUAAGAGGUAGGUAAAACACUCGUGAAUUCGUGGAUAUGUAACAACGCUGUCUACAUCAAGGUGAAAGUUCACAAAUUCCAUCUCAAAUUAUCACCAUAAAAUCACAUAUCUCAAAACAUAUUAAAAAAACAAAAAAAAAAACAACAAAAAAAACAAAAAAAACAAUAACACCCUGCAAACCCCCAUAUUCUUCGUGUAACCCAUUCCUUCCCAGCAAUCUACCAACAACCAAUACCUUCUUACCACCACACCGCAUAACAAGUAUAUACUAUAACUACACGACAUCUAAAUCCCACCCCCACAAACUCAUCACACAUAAAACUCCAACAGUUACUCACUAACCACAUCCAGAAUUUCGCAUAUAGAUAAGAUAGCCCAAACAAAGACCAAGAGUUUGAUAGAAUAUGAGAGUUUUGGAUGCAUUAUCAGCAACGCGAGACAUUGUUGGCUAAUGUAACGUAACAUACGGUCGGUUUGCUAAUAAUGCUGAUGGGGAAAGGAUAGAGGGUAUGCUACAUGUAGAGGGAAGUAAUAGAGUAAAAUAUUUGUAUACGCUCUUCCAAUUUCCCUAGGAGAGAGAAAAACAUAUAUUUGUCUAGUUUUUUCUUUCAUGCACAAAGGAAUUCCUUCCACUCCAAAAGCCAUAACCGCCUCCUCCUACACUUCACACCCUAACAACCGUACAUCUCUUCUCCCCGCUGAUAGAACUCCAAGCCUAGUCCUUCCACACCCCCAAUAUCGCCUCCCA